Messenger RNA from Zingiber officinale, 1011 nucleotides. Its product is annotated as zinc finger MYM-type protein 1-like. Lineage: Eukaryota; Viridiplantae; Streptophyta; Magnoliopsida; Zingiberales; Zingiberaceae. The record is from RefSeq and is a predicted model, not a curated record. Gene Ontology annotation, molecular function: protein dimerization activity. The coding region runs from base 1 to 1011 and encodes 336 amino acids. The transcript is spliced from 4 exons.
AUGUUGGAUGUUACGCGAUUUCUUUUGAAGCAGGGGUUGUCUUUUCGUGGACAUGAUGAGUUAAGUAAUUCUUUAAAUAGAGGAAACUUUCUUGAAUUGCUUCAAUGGUACAGUAAACGAAAUGAGGAAGUUUCAAAGGUUGUUAAUCAAAAUGCUCCCGGAAAUAAUCAAAUGAUUUCUCCAGCAAUUCAAAAAGACCUUACGCGUGCUUGUGCUUAUGAGAUAACACUUUCCAUAAUCGAAGAUAUUGGAAAUAAUAUUUUCUCCUUAAUGGUUGAUGAAUCUCGAGACAUUUCAGUGAAGGAGCAAAUGAGAGUUGUUUUGAGAUAUGUGAACAAAAGAGGCCAGGUGAUUGAACGAUUCCUUGCAAUUGUACAUGUAUCUGACACUAGCUCUCGUUCUUUGAAGGAUGCUAUCGAUGCUUUAUUUGUGAAACAUGGAUUAUCAUUAUCUAGAUUGAGAGGUCAAGGAUAUGAUGGAACUUCAAAUAUGCGGGGUGAAUUCAAUGGGUUGAAAUCUCUCAUUUUGCAAGAAAAUCCAUAUGCAAGUAGACGUAGAAGGCAAGUCAUCACCAAUUUACAUUAUUAUCGUGUGGAAGUUUUCUAUCAGGUUGUUGAUUCAGUUAUACAAGAGAUCGUUUUUCAGAAGUUGACACAGAAUUGCUUAGUUGAUCCAAAUUUUUCUGGAAUUGAAGAUUUGGGGAGUUUUGCUCAGAAAAUUGUUGAAACUCUAAAAAAUCAAGCUUAUCCAUUGGUUUAUCGUCUGAUUGAGAUGACAUUAGUUUUACCAGUUGUGACCGCUUCUGUUGAAAGAGUAUUUUCUGCGAUGAAGACGAUAAAGACUUAUUUACGUAACAUAAUGGGAGACGAGUGGAUGAAUGACAGUCUAGUUGUAUACAUCGAGAAAGAUAUCUUUUCAACAAUUGAAAAUGAGCAAAUAUUGCAGUAUUUUCAAAAGAUGAAAAGCUGCAAAAUGCAGUUGUCUCAUCUUUCUUAUCUAAGGAUCACCUGA